Sorex fumeus (smoky shrew) is the source of this 2435-nucleotide messenger RNA. RefSeq names its product phosphatidylinositol 4-kinase type 2 beta (gene PI4K2B). Gene Ontology annotation, biological process: phosphatidylinositol phosphate biosynthetic process; Golgi organization; endosome organization. Lineage: Eukaryota; Metazoa; Chordata; Mammalia; Eulipotyphla; Soricidae. The coding region runs from base 174 to 1622 and encodes 482 amino acids. Gene Ontology annotation, cellular component: endosome; lysosomal membrane; plasma membrane. The transcript has 10 exons. The record is from RefSeq and is a predicted model, not a curated record. Gene Ontology annotation, molecular function: 1-phosphatidylinositol 4-kinase activity.
GGCGGAGCACCGGGGCGGGGGCGGGGCGUGGCCGCCGGCUGCCGGGCGCCGAGUGCGGCUGUUCCGUGGUGAGGUGGCCAGUCCCCGGCCCCGCGGCCCGGUCCCGCGCCAUGCCCGCCCCGGACCCGGGCGCCUCGCCUCUCUGAGCCGCUCGGGAGGCCGUGGGGGAGGCCAUGGCGGAGCCCUCGGAGGCGGCGAGCGUGGCGUCGGCGGGCGGCGCCAAGCUGGAGCCCCAGGAGGACUCGGAGGAGCUGGAGCCGCUGCUGCCGCGCCUCGCCUGGGCCCCCCCGCGGAAGGGCGCCCCGGGGAACGCCGUGAGGCUGGUGGACGCCGCCGGGGAGCCCGACGCGGCCUCCCUGCACGGCUCCGGCGACCGGGACCUGCUGCUGCCGCCACCGUCGCCGCCGCCCGCGCCGGGCUGGAGGAGCCCGCGCAGCGCGCCCGGCCUCCCGCGCCCCAAGCGCAGCCACGUCUCAGAGUUGAAUACGUUUUCGGAUGAUGCAGAAUUUGCUGCUAUUGUAUUGAAAGCAGAGCAAGCAAUAGAAUUUGGAGUUUUUCCAGAAAGAAUCUCUCAAGGUUCAAGUGGAAGUUACUUUGUGAAGGAUCCUAAGAGGGCAGUUCUUGGGGUGUUUAAGCCCAAGUCGGAGGAACCUUAUGGAAACCUGAAUCCCAAAUGGACCAAAUACGUGCACAAGGUCUGCUGCCCCUGCUGCUUCGGCCGGGGCUGCCUGAUCCCCAACCAGGGCUACCUGUCCGAAGUUGCCGCCUCCCUGGUCGACGAGAAGCUCCACCUGGGCGUCGUGCCGAAAACCAGGGUGGUUUGGCUUGUCAGUGAGACAUUUAAUUAUAGCGCAAUUGACCGUGCAAAAUCAAGAGGCAAGAAGUAUGCUUUACAGAAGGUGCCCAAAGUGGGUAGGAAAUUUCAUCGCAUUGGACUUCCUCCUAAGGUUGGUUCCUUUCAGUUAUUUGUGGAAGGUUACAAGGAGGCCGAAUAUUGGCUGAGGAAAUUUGAAGCUGACCCUUUGCCGGAGAAUACUAGAAAAGAGUUUCAGUCACAGUUUGAAAGAUUGGUGGUUUUGGAUUACAUCAUCAGAAACACAGACAGGGGAAACGAUAAUUGGUUAAUCAAAUAUGAGAAGCAGAAGCUUAAUAUUCAGGAGACAAAAUCAGUUGAGAAAGAACAACUUAUUAAAAUAGCUGCAAUUGACAACGGUCUAGCUUUUCCUUUUAAACAUCCUGAUGAGUGGAGAACAUAUCCAUUUCACUGGGCUUGGCUUCCUCAAGCAAAGGUUCCUUUUUCAGAAGAAACAAAAAACCUGAUUCUACCCUGUAUUUCUGACAUGAACUUUGUGCAAGAUCUAUGUGAAGAUCUUUAUGAACUUUUUAAGAUGGAUCCAGGAUUUGACAAAGCCAGUUUCGAAAGUCAGAUGUCUGUGAUGCGGGGACAGAUCUUAAACCUCACCCAGGCCCUGCGCGACGGGAAGAGCCCGGUGCAGCUGGUGCAGAUGCCCUGCGUGGUGGUGGAGCGCAGCAAGGGCAGCGGCCAGGGCCGCGUGGUCCACCUGAGCGGCUCCUUCACCCAGACCGUGCACUGCCGGAAGCCCUUCUUCUCCUCCUGGUAGGGCCGGGGCCGGGAGGGGCCGGCGGCGCCCUCCCUCCUGCCCCUGCCCCUGCCCCUGCCCCUGCCUCUGCGUGCUGAGCCCGAGCCUCAGCCCGUCUCAUCCCAGCUUGUAUCUGAGAGGAAGCACAAGUUUACAGGGGCACUUGCAGUUUUUUUUCUGUCCAAAAUAUUAAAUUUAUUUCAGGGAUGAAGUAUUGUAUCUUCUAUAUUGUAUUUUUCUAGGAAAAAUUGUAUUUUUUAUUAUUAAAAGUUAUUGAUGCCAGUUAAAAAGCUAACCUAAUGGUUUACACGUUUUUGAAAUAACUGUAAUGAUUAUUUUUAGAAUUCCAGGUAGAAAAUGAGGUAUUUUUGUGGACUUUGAAUAUGAUUUUCGUAUUUUUUUAAACAUUGAGAAGAACGGAAAGGCUCUUCUUGCAUUACAAAAGGCUGUUUGUACAAAAGAGAGUACAGCUGCUCUUGGAACUUUUGUACUUCCUAGAAAAUCAAGAAUAAUGCCAUGUUGCCUUAAUUUUUAAAAGCUGCUAUUUUAGAACUUGAAUAAAUGUCCCUAAAGUGCCGAUUGCUGGAGGUCACGGACUAUUUUCUUUCUUCAUCGAUUUGCUCGAGCAGGCCCAGUAACAUCUCCAUUUUGAGACUUGUUACUGUGUUUGGCAUAUCGAAUACCAUCAUGGGUAGCUUGCCAGGCUUUGCCACGUGGGCGAGAUACUCUCGAUAGCUUGCUGGGCACUCUGAGAGUGAAAUUUCCCUUUGGAGAUAGGAUAGCUCAAAGGGCUUGUCACACACUCUGCAUGCAGGAGACCACAGUCGGUCCCUG